AGGUUGUCCUAUCCUUGAUAUAGUACAUUAGAAAGCAAGGUGCACUCCUACCUGCACAAGCCCAACUCUGUGCUAGACUGGGCCAAAUUCAACAUACCUCGUAUUGGAGUGUAAAGUCAUGGAUACUGUAUUGAGCUCUUCUUUUUUGUCAAAUAAAGAGUAUUGAGAUUGUGGACCAAUAAAUAAAUAAAGAAAAUGGGGCUUUCAUUGUGGAAAAGUAAGCUAACACAGUUUCAUGUCAUCAAGCCCAAAGGUUUUUUUCUUGGACUCUGUAAUUGAUGGGUUGACUCUUCAUAUACCAUUUUUUAUGUUUUUCUACGUACGAAAAAAGUGCUUCGAUGUAUUUUUUCAGUUGCUCUUUUAUUCUAUAGGCAGCUUUUGUCUACUGUGGACUGAGUAUUGGGAUUUGGGCCUCUGUUUGUUAGUCUUAAUUGGACAGAAUUCUAAUUGUUUAGGCUCCACAUUUUCAGAACUUAAUAAAAAAGAACCCGGCUCGACCCAAAAAAAGAAAAGAAGAGAACUAGCAUGUUCCACGACUAAAGAUAAGAAAAAAUAAAAGCAUAGUUAGGGUAGCAAGAAAAACUAAGCAUCGAUCCAUAACCAAAUGCAAAAAAGAAGAAAAGAAAAAAAAAGGAUCGGAAUAUUUUGUGUUUUGUGCAAUAUUGGGUCGGGUUUAUUCAUUUAGAAUAAAUGGAUUGCUCUUAAAUGUGAUUACUUUCUUGUUUGUUUGUUUUUCCAUUAAAAAGUGCAAGCAGGUGUGGUGUAGGAGAGAAAUAAUUGGCCUAUAUUAGAAAAUCAAACCUUUAACAUCAUCGUCCCACUCAAUUUUAAACCGAUAGUAGAUGAAUUACAAAUUGGUUGACAGAUGAUGCCAUUAUCUAAUUUCCAUCUACAUGUAAAUGCAUUAUUGGGAUUCAUUUUUACUAAUUUGUCUGUUGUCUCUUUUUUUAAGGAAACACCUGUUAGUACGAAAACAAAUUAUAUUAAUAUAUACCAAAAACAAUUACCAGUAUUUUGUUAAAUUUUUUAAAAACUUUUGACCUCACCUGCGUAUGGUCAUGCAACCGAAUCUAAUGUGACAUAAAAAUCGUCAAUUGUCGUAUGAUAGAAUUCGUAUUAAAUAGAAAAAGUCUAAUUUUUUUAAUCCGAAGAAUUUGGACAGAGGAUAACACAGACAGAGACACAAAAUCUAUGAUUAUCUAUGAUGGACCUAUAUUUAAGAGAUACAGUUGACUGGUUAAAACUAAACAUCAUAACCUAAUGUUGGGAUGCAUCCUGAGUCUUUCAUUUUCAACCAAAAACGUUUACCCCUUUCUCUCUCAAUCGCACAUUGUCUCCUCUCAUGCAUAGUGCAUACACCAAUUCCACUUUGCCGCCCCCAUGCAAACCACACCUUGCCCUUCAUCUCUAGUAACACCCUACAUUUCUACACCACUUCUUCUUCUUCUUUCUUUCCACUCUUCCGCUCCUCAUACUCUCAUGGAGGAGCGGAUCUCAUCGCUGCCAACACCACCCCCACAACCUCCUUCUCAAGAUUACACCGACAAGAGUCUUAGUACCGAAUUACAAUUAUCCAACAUCAAUCCCGGCACCUACAUUGUCCAGGUCCCCAAGGACCAAAUCUACCGUGUUCCACCCCCAGAAAAUGCUCGUAUCGUCGAGCAAUAUCGCAAUAGUCCUUCUAAGGGGAAAAAGAAGACACCUUGUUGGUGUUUCGUGUUCAUCAUUAUUGUGUUGAUUGCCAUUGCCACCGUUAUAGUAAGCCUUCUAGGUGGGCUUUUUUCCGUAGUACUUAAACCGAAGGACCCUAAGUUUUCCAUCCAAGACUUGAAUGUUUUGAAUAGCACAUCCCACCCCAAAUACAACGUCACUUUACAAGUCCACAAUCCAAAUUCAAAAGUGGCCAUUUCGUAUAAAGAAGGAGGAGAUGUUUCCCUAUCCUUGAGGCGACAACAGAUUGCUUUGGGAUCCUACCCAACUUUCUAUCAAACCCCUCAAAAUUCAACAGCGUUUGGCGUUACUUUAAAAGGCUCAAAAGUCGGUUUCCCUAAGGAGGUGGAGGAAAGCAUGACAAACGAUAAAAACAAAGUGCAUGUCACUUUCUCUUUAACUAUUCACGUCCCUGCACGAAUGAAAAUGGGGCUGUUGCAUAGUGGGAUAGUGAAAUUUGACGUUAUGUGCCAAGUGACGUUGGAUACAUUGGCCAAAACCUCUCAUAUACUUUCUCAGCAUUGCCAAACUAAACGACACUAAUUCUUUCAGCUUAAUAGCUCGUCGUCUUGACUUGAGACGUAGGUAUUGUGAAUUUUGAACGUUUUCUUCUUUCAUAAUGUUUUGAUUCUAGCCGAACAAGCAUGUUUGAGUGAUAUUAAAAUGUUUGUAAAUAUACUAUUUCUCCGGCAAAUAUUAGCUGCUUAUAAUUUCUCACGUGUAUUUUUUUUUAAUGUUUCGAUCAAAUUAGCUGUUGAUAACUUAUGGAGAGAUAUUAUUUACUAUGGAUGAGUUAUCCAUUUAACAUAUCUUGUCUUACAAGUAUAAAGCAAGUGACUCAUAUACUAACCCGUAGAUAUUUUACGUAGUAUUUUAUAACUGAUAUAGUCAAAUCAAUUGGCUAAUUAAUGUAUAACAAUUUUUGUGAAAAGAAGAAAAAUAUCACACAAUCAACGGUGGAAC
Molecule: messenger RNA, 2673 nt
Organism: Abrus precatorius (Indian licorice)
Lineage: Eukaryota; Viridiplantae; Streptophyta; Magnoliopsida; Fabales; Fabaceae
Product: NDR1/HIN1-like protein 13
Exons: 1
Coding region: 1381-2253 (290 amino acids)
Cellular component (GO): plasma membrane
Source: RefSeq, a predicted model, not a curated record